UUUCACAGAGGGAGAAGCCUGCUCUCUCUUACUCAGACACACACAAACAUAGACACCCCCGCCCCCUCUCUCUCUCUCUCUCAUUCUGUUCCAGAACUCUCUCACUCACACAUAGUCACACACAAACAGUUACACUCACACAUACACAUCACAUUGGAUAACAGUUACACACCACAUUUCCCCUGAGCCAGAUGCUACUUUGAGGAAAAGGACACACUGCUGCGGAAGGAUUUUACCUGCUGUUUUUUUCUUAAGAAAGGAGUCUAAAAACAGAGGGAUAAAAACUAACACACGAGACAGUUUCAGUUUGUUCCUGGACAUGGUCAACAUGACACCAGCAUGACACCCUCCUGUUUGGAUUCCCUCCUCAGGCCAAAAUCCUGAAAAUGAUGGAUGAGAACAAGCAGCUGGCUCAGAGGAUCAACGGGGCCAGCCAGGAGGUGACCAACCUGCGAUCGGAGCUGACGGCCACCAGCAGCAGACUGGCUGAGCUUGGGGCCACCGACCGGGAGCGUGACCCCUUCAUGGAGAAUCACGACCCGCAGCACAACCACCACCACGUCUUCCCGGUUUUGACCCUUGCCUGUUUCUGGACUUUGUACCCGCCUGCCUGACCAUUCUGCCUGCCCUGACCUCGAGCCUGCCUGCCACUCUGUACCUCCUGGACUCUGAUCUGGUUAUGACCUUUUGCCUGUCCACGACCAUUCUCUUGCCUAUUCCCUUUGGAUUUAUGAAACAUCUUAAUCUCCAACCAUCUGCCUCCUGUGUCUGCAUUUGGGUCUCCCCUAGUGUCAUGAUACUAUAGUUUGCUGAACAGCCUACAUUAUCUUACUGUGAAUAAAGGGCUAGUGUUUCGGUGAUGGUUAGAAUUAUAAAUUGUAUGAGUAUGCACAUUUUUACACACACAAAGCAUAUUAUGCUGUCUUGUUCAUACACACACAUGUCCAGAGCCAGAAACAGUCCUAUACAUACAUACCUUCUCUUACUGUUUUACACACACGAUGCAGCUCACAUAAUGGCCAAUCUUUGACACAAGUCACAGCUUUGGAUCAAUAUGAAGCAGUGAGACCUUGUACACUCAAAGAAAAAACAAUUAGCUGAAAAUGCAUUGAUCCAGGAGGGUACCCAAUGACUCCAUUUGCCACAAAAUGGGAUUCUUUCAAAGACACACAAGUUCUGUGUAUCUAUUUGACAAUAAACAAAAGCUUUAGCCCAGCUAGCUCUACUUUCACAGGCUAGUGCUCCUAGGCCUCUUGAACGCCACACCUUUGUAUAUCUAUUUUUACAUCUGUGGAUAAACUGCACUAAAGAUCCUUGGCACAUAAGAUUCUCACCCCAUGUAUAGCACUUGUCUACUGCCUCUAGAAUCAUUUCUCACCUGAUCUAGGGCACUAGCUAGUGCUUUCUCAUAGGGUCUGCUCCUCAACACAAGCAGUGCCAUUUUCCUUAGACAACUUACUCCAAGGGCCAUACUUAACUUUCCCCUCAUCCACCUUAUGCUCACUGAUAAAGAGCAGUCGCCAAGGGCACAGACAGGCUGAUAUAGAGAGGCAAGAGGAGUGAUCUCUCCAUAAGGACAACAUGCUGCAUCCCCCCCAGAUCUAUUUAUUCAUCUCCUACAUCUGUCUUCAAUCACUGUAAUUAAUUCAGCCAGAUAACAAGGCAUUAAUAGGCGGUGGUGGGUAGAUGAAGGGAUUGUAUUUCUUCUACCAAUUCUCAUUUCCACCCGCGCGCUUUGUGUACCAAUGCGCACACACACGCACACGUGGAAACAUACACAUACAUACACGUCUGCACACACACACACACACUCCAUCAUUCUUUCUUGAAAAUCCUUAUCUGUUGUAGUCAUUAAAGGCAAACCAACACAUACUAACUCUUGUACGUAAACAAUGUUAUGCCAUCGGUCAAUCUAUUGCCAUUGUUAACAACACUCCUCUCACACCCAUGCGCACACAUGCAUUAAAUCACACAGUCACCGCCUACCAAAACUCGUGUGUUCUAAACCAAUUGUCCUGUCCUC
Molecule: messenger RNA, 2023 nt
Organism: Salvelinus fontinalis (brook trout)
Lineage: Eukaryota; Metazoa; Chordata; Actinopteri; Salmoniformes; Salmonidae
Product: kazrin-A-like
Exons: 2
Coding region: 387-614 (75 amino acids)
Source: RefSeq, a predicted model, not a curated record